AUUAAGUACAGUCGUUGCUCUCGUUCGAAUAAUAAAGAAGCGAUAGGAAAUCUCAAGCGCAAAUAUGUGCAUCGAAUCGAAGACGGGAACACAGAGCAGAAUAAGACAGUCCAACGAAAUUGUUUUAAGAUAGACAGUGACGAUGAGUAUGAAGAGAUGAUGCAAUGCAGAAUUGGAGGUGCGGAUGUUUCCCUAGUAAUUGAUUCGGGAUCUCGAUUUAACCUUAUCUCGCAAGACGAUUGGUUAACUCUUCAAUUAAAGAAAGCGAAAGUUUUUAAUGUCCGCGGAAAUUCACAAAGCCAAUUUAGGGGAUACGCCUCAGAUCAAAUCCUUAACGUUAUUUGUAUUUUCGAGGCACCGAUAUCGAUCAAGCACAGCCCCGAGUUGAUUGCAUCCUUUUUCGUAAUUGAAAAAGGACGGCAGUCACUGCUGGGACGAGAAACGGCAACGAAGUUGAAUGUUCUGCGAGUGGGACUACCGGUUAACAAUAUUGAGAUGGUGCCACCAUUUCCCAAGUGGAAAGGUAGUAAGGUAACGCUAACGAUAGACCCCUACGUCAACCCUGUGAAACAACCAAUGAGACGGAUUCCGGUUGCGCUAGAAGGGAAAGUCAAUGAGAAGUUAGAGGAAGCCUACAAACUAGACAUUAUUGAACCGGUCAAGGGUCAUAGCCCGUGGAUCUCUCCGAUGGUGAUCAUGUUCAAAGGUAAUGGUGAUAUUCGUAUAUGCUUGGAUAUGAGGCAAGCAAACCGGGCAUUCUUCGCGAGAACUACCCUUUGCCGACAUUUGAAUCAUUUAUGACGAAUUUAA
Molecule: messenger RNA, 810 nt
Organism: Drosophila navojoa
Lineage: Eukaryota; Metazoa; Arthropoda; Insecta; Diptera; Drosophilidae
Source: RefSeq, a predicted model, not a curated record